Molecule: messenger RNA, 1416 nt
Organism: Daucus carota subsp. sativus
Lineage: Eukaryota; Viridiplantae; Streptophyta; Magnoliopsida; Apiales; Apiaceae
Exons: 1
Coding region: 1-1416 (471 amino acids)
Source: RefSeq, a predicted model, not a curated record
AUGGAUUUUAAGGCCUUUCAAUGGCAAAUCUUUCGUGGGUCAUUGGCCAAGAGGUUGUUUCUUCGAGCUUUAUUGUUUACGCUGGGUAUGAUGAUCAUAUCUUUUGUUCAAAUGGCCAAUCAACUUGGGAAGACCGAGCCUUUCUUGUCGAAAAAUGAUGAAUGUCCUUUGGACUUUGCGGGGUCGAACCCUUAUGUGAAUUUGACCAGGGUUAUGAAACCCGUGGCUUCGUUAGCAUUCCGGCUCUUUGGAAAUUCAUUGCGCUGUAAAGAAAAUGAGGAUUUGGCUAAAAAUGUGUUUAAAGAGCUGAUGGAGAAGCAUAUGCUGGAAUCUCGAGCGAGAGUUGUGUGUGUUGGGGAGGGAGCAGCUUCAGCUGUUGUCUUGUUACGAGAUUUGGGGAUUCUCAAUGCAAUUGGUGUCCGUCGACACCCGUUUUUCUCCCUUUGGAAGAAACGAUUUGUUUACGAGCUUGAUUUGAAGGGUGAUUACUUUGAUUUUGUCUUCUCUAGAUCUCUUGAUAAGGUAUCUGUUCCAGCUCUUCUGGUGCUCGAGAUUGAGCGCAUCUUGCGUCCAGGUGGAAUUGGCGCAAUGCUUGUGGGUGCCCAUGCAUUCUACUCGGGUAGCUUGGUGAGGUCUGCCACCCCAGUUUCAUCGUUUUUGAAGAGUUCCGAUGUUGUCCAUGUAUGCCGUAUUGGCUCCUUUACACUUGUUAUUUUUAAGAAGAGAUUGGACAAUGUGAAUCAGUUGGAACAUUACCACCUUCCAGAUCAUUGCCCUUCAAUUAUGAACAACAAACCCUUUCUAAAGCGCAUUGAGCCUCUUGCUUUAAAUCAAUUGGGACAACAUGAAACUGAAAUAUCCUUCCUCCCCAAAUUCAUGAAUGUAUCGUCAAGAAAUAGGAUGGUUUAUAUCAAUAUAGGUGCAUCAGAGCUGGUAAGCUCUAGCAUAACUGAAAUCUUCAAGCCCUAUCACCGUGUACUGCCUCGAGCUUUUGAUGUUUAUCUUAUUGAUCACAACAUUUCUACACUUUCUUCAUAUGUGAGAAAACCUGGUGUUACCUUCGUCUAUCACCCAGGCCUCCUUGGGGAUUAUACUGCGCCAGUUCUUGCAUCAGAUGAACAUUUGAGUGCUCCAACGGAGGAAAACAGUUUCGAAUUUGCUCGCUGGUUCCAACAAACUAUUUCCGCCAACAACUUCGUGGUACUUAUGAUGAAUGCAAGAGCUGCGGAGCUUAAAAUUCUGUUUGAACUGUAUGAAACUGGAGCAAUAUGCCGUGUAGAUGAACUCUUCAUCCACUGCUCAGAUACUGAAUAUUGUACUGAUGCUGUAUGUGGAGACUGUAGGAGCCUCUUUGAAGGUCUCAGGAAAAGUGGUGUCUUUGUUCAUCAAUGGUGGGAACCUGGCACCCUCAUCUGA